CCUUUCUGGCUCUGCGCGGUCAAGUUCGUUUUUUCCUUAGUUGUGGUUGGUCUUAAGUCAGUUUUGGUAAGGCCUAGGUGGAGGAGCUGACAAUAAAAGGAGUGGUUAGAGGACAAGUAAGGCACAGACUUCCGUGCAGGCCACGCGUCCUUCCGAGUGGCUACGAAGGACCGCCCGGCUGUCGCUCCAACGGGUCCCGACAGGAGCCAAUUUCCAUCGUAUCCAGAGCGCGCUUCCUCGGGCUCUGUCCUGAAACAGCCUUCGCAUCUUCAAAAGCUUCCGUACAGUCUGUGAACUUUUUCCCUAAGGAAAGGGAUUUUCCCCCACUUAAGUUCUCUUGACCGCAUUGCUGUGACCUCUGGCUUCACGGACCUGGAGAUUCCUUUGCAUGUCGGACUCGGUGAACUUCGAGGAUGUGGCCGUGGACUUCACCCAGGAGGAGCGGGCUUUACUGGGCCCAACUCAGAGAAACCUGUCCAGUGACGUGAUGCUGGAGAACUACCAGAACCUGGCCGCAGUAGAAAGGAAAGUGGGACGUAAAACCAAAGAGUCCGCACUUCACCAGGAUUUUCUGAGGGCACAAACCUCCAGAAAGAUUUACACGGCAGAAAGCCACAGUGGAGCAGAACUCUGUGAUUGCGAGCCUUGUGGAGACUUUGUCAGUGGACUUCCAUGCUUUAAGUCACACGUGGGAACUCAGAAUACAUGGAGCACUUCUGGGCGUGACUUCCUUCCUGUGCACAAGGUGAUCUCUACUGGAGAGAAAAUUUUCAUGUUGAAUCGGUGCGAACCAGCCCUCAGCCAACCUCGAGCUGUCCUUCACCCAAGAAGGUGCACUCAGGCCCAACCCGCUGAAGGCAGUGACUGUGGGAAGGCCUUUGUUGAUCCGUCACAUCUUCAGACUGACAGGAGGAUGCACAGUGGAAACGAACUUGGCGAGCUGAGCGGAUGUGGGAUGGAUUUCCUUCACGCCAGCAGCCUUGCUGUGCUGAUGCAAAGACCCAGUACAGAAAAACCCUACAGGUGUAAGGACUGCGGAAAAGGCUUCAGGUGUUCUGCUUACCUUAAUAUUCGCAUGGGAGCCCAUAGUGGAGGCAACCAUGAAGGUAAGGAGUGUGGGACUGUCUUUCCAACAUCUUCUCAAUUGCCUGAACGUGUGAAAGAUCGCACCGUGGAAAAGUCAUUUGAGGGUAAGGUGUGUGGGAAAUCCUUUAGAAACACCUCCUGCCUUCAUGAUCACUUUCAAAUUCACCAUGGAUUAAAACCUGUCAAAUGUCAAGAUUGUGGGAAAGCCUUUACCAGAUCCUCCCGCCUGCACGAGCACACGAGAACUCACACUGGAGAGAAGCUUGAGUGUGUCAGAUGUGGGAAAGCGUCUGCUGUUUCCUCAAAUCUUCGUAGACAUCUGAGGAUUCACCCUGGAGAAAAGCCCUAUGAAUGUAAAGAGUGUGGGAAAGCCUUCAGUUCUCUAAGUUCAUUUCAGAAUCAUACACAAAGAUAUUACCAAAGAGAAACUGUCAGUAUAAGGGGUGCGGGAAAGCUUAAUGGUGUCAUGUUCAUUUUGAAGACACGAACUCGAGGGAGAAGCCUACAAAUGUAAAGCAUUUAGGAGCAUCUGUGCUCCUAUCUCAGGUCUUA
Messenger RNA from Fukomys damarensis (Damara mole-rat), 1638 nucleotides. Its product is annotated as zinc finger protein 426-like. The record is from RefSeq and is a predicted model, not a curated record. Gene Ontology annotation, molecular function: DNA-binding transcription repressor activity, RNA polymerase II-specific. Gene Ontology annotation, biological process: negative regulation of transcription by RNA polymerase II. NCBI's taxonomy places the organism in Eukaryota, Metazoa, Chordata, Mammalia, Rodentia, Bathyergidae.